UAGACCAGAGACGGUCCCAGUUUGUGAUAUUUAUACUGUACACAUUAUAUUUCAGGUACAAAUGUAUAUUCAUACUGGUGUAUUCAUAUUGAUAAAUUCUGAACAAAAAGAUUGAAUUUUAUAAAUCAUACCUGUUUCGGAUUUACCUCUUAUAGACAGGCAGAUGUAAUGCAGUAUAUAUAAAUCUCAACAAGACGUGAGUAGAUGGUACAAUGGUUCAGUCUUUUGAUGAGUUUUGUGGAUAUUCUCCAAUUUGGGAUGAAGACUUGUUGUUAAACAGUUCAUACCCACAUUUUACAGACUGUUUCCAGGAUACCUUACUGAUAUGGGUUCCAUGUGCAAUCCUCUGGCUUUCAAUGCCUUUGUAUAUUCGUUACUUGCUGAAUAAAGAGAGAACACCUCUGCCAUUAUCUGGUCUCAAUGUGUCAAAAACUUUUUUCUCAUUAAUAUUAUUCUUUGUGUGUGGUGUUAUUCUGUUAUAUUCGGGAGAAAAAGCAACAAGUGGUCGCUACAAUACAACAGCAUUUUACACUGGUGGCAGUAUCAAUGCUGCUACAUUCUUACUUGUGGCAUUAACAGUUCAGUUAGAACGUAAAAAAGGGGUAAUUACAUCUGGAGUAUUGUUUGUAUUCUGGUUGCUAACCAGUUUGGCUGCCAUUAUUCCAUUUUAUACAAAGAUAGAAGAAAAGGAAUAUGAUGAUCGUAAAUUCCAGUUCACUCUGUAUUGUGUGUAUUUUGCUCUUGUAUUGCUUCAACUUGUCCUUACAAGUUUCGUAGAGAAACAUCAAAGACGCGGUUACCAGACUCUUGGAAAGGAAGAGUGUCCAGAGGUGAAGGCAUCAUUCCCAUCCAAACUCUCUUUUGAGUGGAUAACAAAACUGGUUGUAAAGAUUUACAAGUCUGGGAUAAAAGAUUAUGAAUUGUGGGAUCUACAUCCACGUGACAAGUCAGAAACAUUUAUACCAAAGGUGCAAAAAUCCUGGCAAGAAGAAUUGCAGAAGUACAGACAAGCUGAUGAAAUACCAGUAUCUAAUGGGUUAAGAAAGUCACAUCUACAGGAGACAAGUUUUAUACAGCAGUCCACAGAGAGGACACCUCUAAUAAACACAAAAAGCAAGCAGAAAUAUGAUGGAGACAGUAAGGGAGCUAAGAAGGAAGAGAAGACAAAGGGGCCAUCACUCUUCAAAGUUCUUGUGAAAAAUUUUGGUGGUCAGAUUUUGAUUGGUUGGAUGUGUAAAUUUCUCUACGACUUAUUACAGUUUGUCAACCCCAUGAUAUUAAAUCUUUUAAUUGGCUAUGUGGAAUCCAAAGGAGAUAGUAACGUUACAGUAUAUGAAUGGAAAGGUUAUGUAUAUGCUGCGGGAUUGUUUGUCGUAGCCAUGACACAAUCUGUAUUCUUUCAUCAAAAUUUUCACAUCUGUAUGACGGCUGGUAUGAGGAUGAAGUCUGCUUUAAUUUCUGCUGUGUACAGCAAGGCAUUAACUAUGAACAGUGAAGCAAAGAAGUCAUCUACAGUAGGGGAAAUUGUCAACCUGAUGUCCGUAGAUUGUCAGAGAAUACAGGAUAUCACUGGCUAUCUUUGGAUGUUGUGGUCAGCUCCAGUACAGGUCAUUCUUGCCAUGACCUUACUGUGGAAUACUCUCGGACCUUCUGUCCUAGCAGGACUUGGGAUCAUGAUUUUGUUGAUGCCCAUUAAUGCCUUGAUUGCAAUGAAACAAAGGAAGUUCCAAAUUACUCAAAUGAGGCUCAAAGACCAGAGGAUCAAGUUGAUGAAUGAAGUUCUCAAUGGAAUAAAGGUCCUGAAGCUAUAUGCUUGGGAGAAAUCAUUUGAGGAAAAAGUUCGAGAUAUCCGGGAUAAAGAACUCUCUGUCAUUAGGAAGGCUAGUUACCUGAAUGCAAUUAGCACAUUCUUCUGGACUUCUGCACCUUUCCUGGUAACACUGGCUACAUUUGCAACAUACAUUCUGAUAGACAAUACCAAUUAUUUGGAUGCACAGAAGGCAUUUGUUUCCUUGUCACUGUUCAACAUUCUAAGAUUCCCAAUUAACCUGCUUCCAAUGAUCAUCUCAUAUGUUGUACAGGGUAAUGUGUCUUUAGGACGUAUAGGCAGAUUUCUACAGACAGAUGAUCUGGAUCCAGACAAUGUUCAACAUACAGAAAUUGCAGAUUAUGCAUUGUCAAUUGAAAGAGGAACAUUUUCGUGGGGAAAAUAUGAUAAACCAACACUAGAAAAUAUAAAUCUGGAUAUAUCUGAUGGUAAACUGGUAGCAGUUGUUGGUCAGGUAGGAUGUGGAAAAUCAUCUCUAGUGUCUGCCUUUCUCGGAGAAAUGGAAAAAAAUGAGGGAAGAGUAAAAGUCAAGGGGUCUGUAGCCUAUGUACCACAACAAGCCUGGAUACAGAAUGCUACAGUUAGGGAAAAUAUCUUAUUUGGAAAGGACGUAGACCAAAAUAAGUAUGAGCAGGUGAUAGAGGCGUGUGCACUGAAACCUGACCUUGACAUCUUGCAAGGAGGCGAUCUUACAGAAAUUGGAGAAAAGGGUAUCAAUUUGUCAGGAGGCCAGAAGCAGCGUGUAAGUUUGGCUCGUGCUGUAUACAACAAUGCUGACAUUUAUAUGCUGGAUGAUCCUCUCAGUGCAGUUGACUCGCAUGUCGGCAAACACAUCUUCAAUAAAGUUAUAGGAUCAAAAGGUUUACUCAGAAACAAGACGCGUAUUCUUGUGACACAUGGAGUUCACUGGUUGCCGAUGGUUGACACUAUAGUUGUAAUGGUAGACGGCCGCGUAUCUGAACUCGGAUCAUACGAGGAGUUGAUGUCACAUGAUGGAGCAUUUGCUCAGUUCCUCAAGGUCUAUCUAACACAGGAAGACAAUGAUGAUGAAGAUGACCCUGAAGUUCAACAAAUAAAGAGUAAAAUUUUGGAAAGAGUUGAUUCUGUAACAUCUGGUACAGAUGGGACUGGUGUCUCUGGUGAUGAAGAUGUUGUGGGCCGACUUAGAACCACCCCGAAAUCUGGGAAGAAAAAGCCUCCCCUUGAGCGAACAAUAUCUACAAUAGACAAAGGAGCUAAAGGUGAAUGGAAGGAAGAUAAGGAUAAGAAGAAAGCUGAUAAACUUAUUGAAGCUGAGAAGGCAGAAACAGGAAAUGUAUCAUGGAAGGUGUACAUGAAAUAUUUUUCUGCGAUUGGAGCGCUGGCAACAUUUGUUAUAUUUGCGCUGUUUAUCGUGUACCAAGGUGGUGGUAUAUACUCCAGUAUCUGGCUGGCACAGUGGACAGAUGAUGACUAUCUCAAGAAUCCCAAUAAUGUUAAUACCACCGAAUAUCAGAACAGGAAUUAUAAAUAUUUGGGAAUUUAUGCAGCACUUGGAGUUGGUCAAGCUAUUGUAAUCCUUAUCUAUGCAAUAAUAUGUGCAAUAACAAUGAUCCGAGCUGCGGGAAUUCUACACAAUGGAAUGCUGGCCAACAUUCUUAAACUACCUAUGGCAUUCUUUGAUACAACACCUCUAGGACGAAUUGUCAACAGGAAUUCCCAGGACAUUGAGACGAUUGACAACAGACUGCCAGUAACAAUGCGUGCAUUUCUCAGUCAGCUUUUUACUGUGAUAGGAACAUUUGUAGUAAUCACAUAUAGUACACCUAUAUUUAUAACUCUUCUCGUACCUGUCCUUGUUGUGUAUUAUAUCGUACAAGUAAGUUGGCAGCAUGAAUCAGUAGACAGACAAACGGCCCAGUGGUACCUGGUGCAUGACGUGCCAGGACAGAUGUAUGGCACAGUGGUACCUGGUGCAUGAUCUGCCAGCCCCUUU
Molecule: messenger RNA, 3803 nt
Organism: Mercenaria mercenaria
Lineage: Eukaryota; Metazoa; Mollusca; Bivalvia; Venerida; Veneridae
Product: multidrug resistance-associated protein 1-like
Exons: 26
Coding region: 213-3788 (1191 amino acids)
Biological process (GO): transmembrane transport
Cellular component (GO): membrane
Molecular function (GO): ATP binding; ATP hydrolysis activity; ABC-type transporter activity
Source: RefSeq, a predicted model, not a curated record